CAGCAAUAACAGAGAGACAGGAAGAAAAGCAUCGACUGUCUUGUCAUCGUCGAAGGGGCUGUCGUCUGACAAGAAGACGGCGGUCAAGAGUAGUAGUGAGCCUGCUGCUGUGGAACCGGGUGUGGUGUUUCCGUGCCAGUCAGCUGCCGGACCUUCACGACUGAGAGGUGUACUGCUAUCUAUGGUUGGACCUUGUGGUGCAACAUCUACGAGGUCCAGAAGUGACUCAGAAUGUUCCGAUCCUGUGUCCGAAGUUGACUGGGAAGAAAUGACAAUGAGUAAAUACCACUCUGAAGUGACCAGUCCAGAUGGAAGUAGUGCUGAAGAUGAAGAGGAUGAGGACUACGAUAGGGAAGGAAUCAUUAGCGGUAAACCUCUCCGUAGAAAACACCGACCGAGAUUUCUCAAUAUUAGCCGUUCUCUUAGUGUGACAUCUUCUGAUGAUGAGGUGGAUGAGAAGAGCUACAAAUUAGCUCAGUUAGAACAUGUUAAACAUGUGUCUGCCAGUGAAAAGUCUUCUGAAAAGAUCAACAGCAAUAAUAAAAGUGAUUCAGACGGUAGUCUGAAAGAGGGGAGGGGAUCGGAUGGUAUAGCAUACCAUGCCGAGUCUGUGAAAGGUCAACUGGUGCAAGAACAACAACAUCAGCAGUCUAUGGACUUUUUAAGUGAUGGAAAAGCUGUCCGCAGUCCCAGUCCACCCAGAAGUCCGAGCUGGCGAGAAGGUCUUGACAGUCCCCCCUUUUCCCCACGUAGAAGGGAUUCAUAUCCGGCUAAGAAACGCGGACAUAUUUCCCCUUUAUCACCAAAAGAUAAAAAAUUCCAGUUUUCAUAUGUCGACACAUCUCCGACAAAACGCCAUCUAUCUACUGAAGACUUAUAUGACAGCAACCACCAAAGUGAGAUUUCACCUUCAAGAUCUCCACUUACUCCUGAAGAACUGAAGAAAGCAUUUGGUGCUGUAUGUGGCCAGAGCACACAGAAAGAAAGCUCUAGCUCUGAUAGUUCCAGAAAGUCAACACCAUCUUCAGUAUUGUCCAUACCACAUCAUCGUGAUACUAAUACAAAAGACCAAAAGCCAUUUGCCUUAGGUAUGGACACCGAAGUCAUUGAUUUAGCAACUUAUGCGGCAACCAUUGCCAGCAACACAGCUAGCUUAACGUCCCUUAGUGCAUCCCCGACUAACCUCCCAACGUCCACAAUAGAAGGACCUGACAGCAUUUCUCCUGAAUCGAUUACGAGCACUGACAGUACGUCCCCUAUAUCUCCCAAUUACUACGAUGGUUCCCAGUCUGAAGAGGGAGACGUAGAACUAGCAGACCCUUCAACAAAAUCUAUUGAUUAUCAAGGUACUAAGAGGCAAAAACAAAGGCCACCGUCAUCUGAUUGGUCUCCAGUUAUUGAUCUGUCACCAAUCAUUGAUGUCUCGCCUUCAGUCGAGGAGGCAGAGCAACAAGAAAUGUUGGCGCAGCAGCGGGAAGUUCUUCGUAAAAGAGAAUCGGAUGCUGCUUCUGAGUCAGAAGAGGAGGAUGGAGAAAAUUCCAGUCCAGAAAAGAAAAACUUAGACAAUUAUGAAAUUCCUUGCUUAAAACGGUACAUGAACUUCGAAGAUAUCAGUAAAAUAUGUGAAGGAAAGAUUCCAGAUGAGAAGAAGAUUGAACGAAUAAGCGACAUGUUGAGUGAUUUCCAAAAAAUCAAUCGUAAUAUUGAUAUAUUAACUUAUCCAAUUCUGAGAUCGAAUGGUGAUAAGGAAAAUAUUAUAACAACAACAAGUUCUGCAUCAAACCCUAGAUCGGGGACGAGUGACGUUGUCACAACCCUUCCCAUUGCAAGACCACCAUCAGCUACAUACACAAUGGCACCUAUCUCAACGUCAGUGACAACAUCCCCUGUUACUAUGACAACUGUUUCUGUAUCAGAGGAAGAAAACGAUCGGAUUAUUCACCCAUUACCAUCGAGAGGGAUGCGGCCAACCAUAUCUACGUCAUCUUUGUCAGAGCUUAUGGAUUCUGGUGGCGAGGAAUCUGAAUUAAUGACUGCAUGGAACUUGGCUCAGUCUAAUGUCACGUCAAAGACAUUACCAUCUCUGCAGACAUCCACAUCAGUUGUUACUGCAACGUCCUUAGCCAUGUCUGCUACUGUUGUCACAAGUGCUGGCUCCAGCUGCAGCGUGUCGAGAGCAGAACAAGGUGAUCGGUCAGCAACCACGAAACCAAUGAAACCAGCUAUUGCCCCGAAACCGACAGUAGCAGCCAAAAACAUGCCUGCAGGUAAAGCAGCAGAGGUGAAACCUGCUGCUAAACCGGCACCAACUGAUAACAAGCCGGAACCACCACCUCGUGUUAGGCGGAAAUUACCCGAACCAACACCUGAAAUCUUGGCCACUCAAAAACCACCGAAACCUCCUAAACCAGCACGUACACCGUCGACUUGCGUGUCGACAACACCCACCACACGAACUGCUCCUGUAAACGUCGUCCCAGGGCAGCCCACGAGGCCAUUGCCUCCCCCUCCAGCCGGUAGCAAGUCUGUCAAGCUGUUAACCGAAGCAUUUGAAGUGAAAACGGCUGCUCAAGCACCUCCGGAGAUCAAACCCAAGCCAGCACCUGCUGCUGUCGCUGCUGCCACUGCUGCUGCAGUACCUGUCACUACUACCACCACUACUGCAGUAGCAGCAGCUGCUUCUACUACUACAACUACCACAACUACUACUACUACUACUAUUAGGACUACAACUACUGCUGCUACUGAACCCAAACCGCCAAGUCCAGCUGUGGAACCUAAACCAGCUAAAGCGCACCCUAUAAAAGCAGAGCCUGAAAAGAAGAAGGCGAAGGAUAUAAAACCGAAACUGAGGUCCCAACAGAAGCAUGGAGAGCAGUCUUAUUCCCCCUCCCAGUUAAAAGUAUUGGACUCUCCUGUAACACCCCCAGAGCCUUCUGUAUCUGUUCUGAAACGCGAAUACUCUGACAGUACAUCUGUCUCUCCCUCUUCCUCUCCUGAUCAUGAGCUUGACGCUUACCCUUCUCCGGGGACCCCACCAGAUUCUGAUACAUCUCCGCCAAAAGCGUUGUCCCCAUCAUCUCCCAAAGGGAGUACUGCAACAACAAGAACUGUGAAGCCCAUAAGUUCCCAGCCAGCUACUGAUCCGAAGAAACUCCGACCUGUCUCUACUCCCAGAACAACUGUGCCUGACUCACAGAAGGCCAAAGAUGGCAACAAGAAAAUACGAAGGAAACUUCCUGCCAUCCCAGCAGAUGAAGAACCAGUAACUGCACCGAGGGCCCUUGGUGUUAAGAAGGGUCCUUUAUUCAACACACCACCAGCUCCAAGUCGUAAGGCUCCAACACUCAAGACUGGAAAGCCCGCUACCAACAUUGAUCCUGCACUCAGAGCAGAUGAGAGUAUUCGUGAGAGUAUUUAUGCAACUCCGGUGACCCAAUUAACAAGUAUGGAUACAUCAAUGUCAGCACAACCAAAUGGACGCAGUAGCAACCCAAACGUUGGUCACAAACAGAAAUUAGGGCCAAUUACUUCAAAAGGUGGCAGUACUCGGAAUGGGAAACCAACAGAAAGUGGUGCAACCGGUAAAAUUGCCGCUUCAUCUCAUGCAAAACAAGGUUACGUACCUGACCAACCACCAAGGAGUGAUGCUGAGGAGAUAAACAUUUUGUUCAGUGAGAGGAAAAUGAUGAAUCCCGAAGACAAUAUCAGACAGUAUAGAUCUGCAAGCUUUUCUGAAUAUCAGAGGCUGACUUCAAAACGGUCGGAACUGCAUGGAGCCAGCACAACUCUGUUGCAUGAGGAAUUCUCACAAGACGAGAAUGACCAAAUCAUAGAUUCAUUGGUCAGCAUUUAUGGAAUUCCAAUUAGUACUGCAAUGAAGUCAUUAAAAAGAAGACUUCAAGAUGAGUUGCGAAAAGUUACGGAGAGUCGGAGGCGUAAGAUAGAAGAACUUGAGGAAAUCCACGCACUUGAGCAACAAAUCGAAGAAUUAAAACUGGAAUCAAAAUCGGAUUCUAAAGCUGCUUCAUUUCUUCCAAAUGGUCACAAGUCUCGAUCCCUUCCAAGAAAUGGCCGUGGCUUGGUGACGUCAUCUUCAUUCGAUAAAUCUACUGCAGUGCGUUCUUCUCCACAAAUCAUACCCAGACGUUCACGUCAUCGGCGACAGGCAUCAGAUCCAAUGAUAGCAAAGUUUUCUCCUAUCAAGGAAGACAAAGACAUUGAAGCUGAUUUUCAAGCUAAAGCUAGUGAGGCUUACGAUGGUAAGUUCUCAAAGUAUUCCACCGAUGACAGUUCCCAGUCAGGACUCAGUGAUACGGAAAGCACUCGAUCCGAGCCGACUGGAGAAUCUUUGAACUCUGCCUACAAGAAGAUCAAGCCUUCAGCUUACGCCAAAAUGUUUUACACUGGUCGAGCCCAGUCCACUGAACGAAUUCACUCUUCAGACAGUGCACAGUACUUGUCAUCCUCUGCUCCUUUGUCAAGCAGCCAAUCAGAGUCGUUCCUUUCUGAAGGCUAUGCUGGACAUUCGAGAACACCCACUUACUUCUCAGAUGAUGAAGAGAAGCGAACUAAGGAGGAAAAAAGACAGAUAUUACAGUAUGAAAUAGAAAAGAGAAAGAAACAGCUUGAAGAGACUGCACGCUUGCAGCACGAACUUAUUCGACUUUCUCGUGCUCGACAAGCUGUGGCCCACAGCUAUGAUGAUAUCCCCAGACGUUAUGCCUAUUCCACUAGUCCCAGACAUGUACCGACUGGCAUCAUUAAGCCCUUGGAUGACGAACUACCCUAUCAAUUAGAACGCUACGUACAGAGCAGUCACGACAUACAUAAAUCCGAUAGUAUGGACGCUAAACGAGCCCAGGAACUCGCUCAAGCUCAAGCUAACUACAGCUCCACCGAAUAUCUAGCUCACAAACAAGAGCUUGCUCGGCGCCAGUUGUAUGACGAUUACUCCACUUAUGGUUCGUACCCACCUUACGAUGCAGGCUUAGGACAAUCUCAGGUUUACCCUUCAUCUCCAAACCUGAUGAACCGCAGUGACUCUGGUCCUGUUAUCAUUCAAUCAAUGCCCCCCACUUUACCGUCAUCUGGAAUCUCUGGUAGUGUCACUCUACCAGAAAUCAACAGGUCAGACAUGGAUAUUAUGCCUUCCAGAGACCUACAUCAACAUCAGUUCUCCUCAGAUACAGAUAACAGCCCAGCAAGUGAUUACACACCUGCUAUGCCGCUGUUGGAUGAUAUCACCACCAGAUCACGUAAGAUCCUACAUGAUAUUGGUAACCGACCCCUGUCUGCUGAGUUUAACUUGCCUGGAGGUGUUGAUGAUUUAAUGAAUGCCAUGUACCGAGUGGAAAGUGACAAUAGUGUCGAUGCUGAUGAACCAAUCAUGAAACAUAUGACAGAAGGAGGUGUCACCAUUUUGAAACAGCUGGAACGGAAGAAACAGCCAGCACCAACACAACCUAAACGGUACCCAUUCAUCACAAAAAGAAUCUUACUUACAAGAGAUCCAAAGGACAAGUCAAUCAAAGGUGGCCACAGAGAUCCAAAAGAUCUAUCAAUGAAAGGAAAUGGAAUUGGGAUGAAAAUUGUUGGAGGUAAACAGCAAGGACCUGACGAAGAGAUGGUGGCAUAUGUAGCAGCCAUUUAUCCUGGAGGUAUUGCAGAACAGCUACAUGGAGAGCUGGAAGAAGGAGAUCAAAUUUUAGAAUGGAAUGGUAUUGAAUUAACUGGUAAAACUUAUGAAGAAGUUCAACAAACAAUCUCACAUCCAAAUGGUGAGAUCGAGCUGGUUGUCCGGCCAGGCACCAAAUUAUGUCCAAAAGACGGAGAAGGUGGAAACCUUCAAGAUGGAAGUUGUCAUUCGUCUUACGAUAACCUGGAAUAUAUCAGCGACGAUGAUGAUGAUGAAUAUGAUCGUUGCAUGGAAGCCAACCAACACGGCGUAGAUCCUGAACAGCUAGCAGCACAGUUAGAAGGAAUCCGGGAUCCAGCUCACACAUCCCCAGGGGAUUCACCUUCCAGUUCUUCACACCAGGACUACUUUCUCACCCCAAGCAUGUCUACCUCUGCUUGUAGCACACCGCACUCUGAUCUAACCAUUUCCACUUCGUCAGAUCGACAAAGACACGUCAUAGACAAGACCUUGAUUCAACAAGACAGUAACAUGGGAGAACUCAUGUUACAGCUCAGUUUUGAUGAAUACGAGAAUAGCCUGAAUGUUUUAGUUAUUCAAGCCAGAAAUCUGCUACGCGGGGACUUCUCGGGUCUUUCUGACCCCUUCGUUAAGGUCUACCUUUUACCGGGUCGAAGUCCUGAUCACAAACGCCGUACCAGAUACGUCAGUUGCACCCUUAACCCUGAAUGGCAUCAAAAUCUAGUCUUCCAGAAUCUCAGUCGAGAUGAUCUCAAAACCAAAAUCUUGGAAAUCACAGUGUGGGAUUACGACCGGUUCAAACCCAAUGAUUUCCUUGGUCAAGUUGUCAUAGACCUAAAAGAUGAUUGCUUCAUCGAUAGCCAGUCUCACUGGUACCGUCUGUGUCAACAAAAUGACGCCCUAGCCAGUACAGAUCUACCAAAACCUACAGUUGGACCUCAUUAUUUUCGCCCCAUGACCAUCACCGACAGUCAAAUGUCCCACCACAGGAUUGGUGAAUACCCAACAGCUCCACGCCGAUAUCAUACUCAAGCUCGUUCCCAACACACCACUCAGAUGCAAGAAUCAGCAAUGGAACCUGAAGUUAAACGUAGAAAAUCUAUUGGUACCAUAGCAGAAGAUCGUCUCCAACCUGACAAGAUGGCCGAGACCUCAUCAUCAAGAUCUUCUCCAAUUCCUCAGUCCAUCCCACGCGACACCCAAACGUCUUUGAUAAACCAAAAUAGAAAUCCUCAAUGCAACAUCUCCACCAGUUCGCUGCAUCAGUCAGCAACCAUUCUACGUAAGAAAGCGUUACAGUCUGUGGGAGGCAGCAUCACCAGCGAUUCUUCACCAGAACCGACUUAAUCCCAAAAGUUCCAUUCCAUGGUAUCUAACAACUGAUUCCUACCAUUGUACCAUUCACAUGUGUGAGGUCUGUCCACUGGACACAGAUGACAGACACAGUUUAGGGACUUUUCAUUACAGAGGGUGUGACAGCGUGAAGUAAAUCUGGAGCCAAUAUUUCUAACGAAGCACAAUUACUGUGAAUUGUUUACCGAGCGGCAGAAAAAGAAAUAAACAAACAAUAAAAAAAAGCAACAACUGUAGAUCAUCGAGGAAUUGACCCCUAAAAGAUUCUGAAAUCCCUUAAAAUAACUUUAUGAUUCAAACGUUAAAGAACUUUUAUUAUUUUUGUGGGAUUCCUUUUUUGGUGUUUGCUGAGUCCUAGUGUGACUAAAAGACCUCAGUGAAAACCAAUCUGGGACCGAAACGAAUUCCUUGAGGAAUACUGGAACUUUGGAAUCCCCUGAAAGCAGAAAAAAAA
Molecule: messenger RNA, 7466 nt
Organism: Octopus sinensis (East Asian common octopus)
Lineage: Eukaryota; Metazoa; Mollusca; Cephalopoda; Octopoda; Octopodidae
Product: protein piccolo
Exons: 21
Coding region: 182-7006 (2274 amino acids)
Biological process (GO): presynaptic active zone assembly; protein localization to synapse
Cellular component (GO): axon; GABA-ergic synapse; cytoskeleton of presynaptic active zone
Molecular function (GO): structural constituent of presynaptic active zone; protein binding
Source: RefSeq, a predicted model, not a curated record